Messenger RNA from Xiphias gladius (swordfish), 2748 nucleotides. RefSeq names its product ataxin 7-like 2a (gene atxn7l2a). The record is from RefSeq and is a predicted model, not a curated record. Bases 67 to 2445 code for a protein of 792 amino acids. Lineage: Eukaryota; Metazoa; Chordata; Actinopteri; Istiophoriformes; Xiphiidae. The transcript has 10 exons.
CGCUCGCAGGAAGUUCCUAUCCUGUCGAGAGCGCGAGAUAUGACGUAAGUUGCUUGCCGCGCAGUGAUGAUGGCGUCGCGUGAACGCGCAGUAAAAGUAAUGGCUGCUCUGGAUCGGCGGGUGCCUAGCCUCGAUGAUUUCGUGGGUCAAAGCUGGACUGCCUGGGCCGAAUGGGCCGGUGUGACAGCGGCGGAUGGGCCUGAUGUGGACGACUGCAGCAAGAAUGGCAAAAAGGCUGCAGAGGCCAUGUCUCUCAGUAAGGAGGACAUGUCCAUCUUUGGUCUUUACCCUGGCCAUGAUGACUUCUUCCUGGUGGUGUGCAGCCAUUGUGGCCAAGUAGUGAAGCCGCAGGCAUUUGAAAAACAUUGCGAGCGGAGACACGGCCCUGUGGCCAAGCUGUACGCCCGACUGCGCUCUCCAACUCCUGCACCCCAGCCCCAGCAGAGGCCCCACCAUGGCCACUCUCCUUCUCAUGCGACCAAUUCUGCCUCUGGUUCAUCCUGGGAGGGUCGAAGCCAGGGGGUUGGGCAGAUGCGGGCAGCCCCACCUUCGCCUUCUACCCCACCCCAGUACAGACACUCCAAGAACUCCAAGGACGGAGUACGACAUUCCCCACUGGAGAAGUCGUCCUCAUACAGCAGCCACACAGAGUCAUCAGUAUUCAAGCAGCCGCCGCCUUUGGAUCCUCCGAUGAGCUCUCCACCUCCGUCACUCAGAGAUCCCCCAUGGCCACAUGGAAGCACCCCACCUGGUAGGCCUUUGCCCAGUGACAGGCCCCCCUCUCAGAGCCAGAGGAAGGACUCCUCUCUGGCCACUGCAGUGCCAGGCCACCGGAUCCCCAGACCCUACAACAAAGUGGCCUCCAAGAGGGAAUGUGACUUGGACAAACACUGCGGCGUCCUUGACCCUGACAGGAAGAAAGUCUGCACUCGCCUCCUGACAUGCAAUAUCCACUCCAUCCACCAGCGGAGGAAGGUCGUGGGCCGAAGCAAGAACUUUGACCAACUGGUAGCAGAACUCAAGACCAAGGUUCGGGAGAAAGGGACCCAAUCACUGGAGGGAGGCUCCUCCAGCGGACGCUCCCCCAGCCCAGAGGCCCCCAGGGAGCAGGCUGGGGCUCCGCACUGCAGGAGACCUCUGGCCAGCCUCCCUGCCUUCAGUCGGUCUACUGGUGUGUCAGAGUGCACCCAAGAGGAGGAGAAGCAGCGGCAGGAUGAGGGAAGUCUCCGAGCCCCAUCUCCUCUUGUCCAUGGACGAAUCUCCAGUGAUGAAAGUGAGGGAGAAGGACCUGAGGAGCCCUUAGAAUUCCCAUCUUCUGAUGCACAUCCCAGACCAAUAGCGGUUUGUUCAUUUGGCAGCCAUGCGUUGGGUCAUGGCAUCUACACGUUUGACAGAAGACUUCACCACCUGAGGUCGGCUCUCAGCAGUAUGUUGGAACAGCACAUCAGCACCCAUCUUUGGAAGAAAAUACCUCAAGCCACAGACCUUCAAGCUCCGCCUCCUUCAGCCAAGACCAUCACUUCCUCAACUCCAUCCUCCAUAACCACCAUGUCCUCCUCUUCAUUACAUUCUAAGGUCCGCACAGGAAGUCAUAUCAGCUCCUCCCUCAAAAGUGCAUCAUCCAGUUCCUCUUCUUCCAGUCGUGGUCCAGGGAGACCCCCGACAACCAUACAAUCAGAGAACUCCGGGGUCAGUGGCAGCAGCAUUGGUGGCGGUCAUCUGGUGUCUCCAGGUAAGACUGUGGCAGUGCGUCAGAUGGGACCCGGGCGACCCAAGAACCCAGUGGGGCGACCAAGCAAGCAGAUGCUGAAGCUGCGAGAGGAGGCUGCUGCUGCCGCUGCCCUCCGCAAACGCAAAGCCCCGUCCCAGGAAGGGGAGCAUUCAGGCCCUGACAGGAACUGCAUCAUCUUCCAGGACCGGGGCCGCCCACCCUCAGCCACCUCUUCAACCUCCUCAUCUUCCUCUUCUAAAGCCUCCAUUCCCUCACCUCUCCCACACGGACAGACCAAUGGCACGCUUUCCCCCAGCAGUAAACCCCGCCCCCAGCCCUCCCCCUCAGAAUCCCAUUCACCAGCCGCCAAGGCAGUCUGGACCUACAGACGGACACACCCUCCUCUCAGCCAUUCAUCACCCCCAGACCUUUCCUCUGCCACCAACAACUCCCACAGCAGGGGCGUGGGGGACUCAGGACUGCACGGGCAGGGAAGUGGGAGGGGCUUCGAACACCAGGGGCUUGUAAAGAAACGCAAGGGGGGAAGCAUGGAAGAGCACUCGCCCUCCUCCAAACCCUCAGCGCACCGCCUGCCCUCCUCCUCCUCUUCAAGCUCUGCCACCACCUCCUCUCCGCGCUCUAACUUCUACCCCUGGAAGGACAGUAAAGGCGGGGGGCUGGCUGGGGGUGUGGAGAAGAAACUCGGCACACAGAAGCCAAAACUGCACCAUUAAGUGUGCCUGCCUUACAAGCCACUAUGAGGGUGCCAGCUCUGCGGCCUCUGAGGCAACAGGACUCAAGUGUGUGUGUGCGUGUAUGUGUGCGUCUGUCUUUUGUCUAUUGAGCAUAUGCUGAAGUAUGAGUGUGUCAGGUUGUUCGUAUGUGCAGAGUUAGUGCAGUAUGGUGAGAAUUGCAGCUGGGUGUGUGGGUCUGUGUGUUUGCUGUUGUUUGGAUGAAUGUCUGAGGGAGAACUGGGAGUGGGAGGGUGGGAUGAAAUUCAGAGUAUGGAUUUAGAAAUACCUCAAGACCAUCCGGUU